Periconia digitata is the source of this 984-nucleotide messenger RNA. NCBI's taxonomy places the organism in Eukaryota, Fungi, Ascomycota, Dothideomycetes, Pleosporales, Periconiaceae. The record is from the annotation of a GenBank genome assembly.
UCCAACAUGGGAUUUCUAUACAGUCAAUUCUUCAUAACUCCUCCCUACCCCAAAGGCAAUUUCUCGGGGAAAACUGUCGUGAUUACAGGCAGUAAUGUUGGCUUGGGUAAAGAAGCAGCCAGGCAUUAUGCGCGCUUGGGUGCAUCGAGACUCGUUCUUGCGGUGCGCAGCAUAGAAAAGGGGAAUGAGGCAAAACAAGACAUCAUGAGCACCACAAAUCACAAAGAUACGCAGGUGUGGAAAUUAGACAUGAGCGACUAUAACAGCGUCAAAGCUUUUGCGAAGAGGGCCGAGUCUGAGCUGGACCGCAUCGACAUCUUCAUCGCCAACGCCGGCGUGGCACGUUCUGAAUAUCAGGUGCAGAAUGGCCACGAGCAAUGCAUUGAUGUCAACGUCAUUUCCACUAUAUUAUUGAUGGCCAACAUGAUGCCGAAGAUGAGUGAGACAGCGGCUCGCUUCAACACACGACCCACAUUUUCAGUGACGGGUUCAAGUACUUAUGCGCACACCACAUUUCCCCAGCGGUCCGCUCCGGACGGAGGCAUCCUGACCGCGUUGUCGGACCCAGAUACCUGCAAAAGAUACUGGGAUCAGCAGUAUCCCGUAUCUAAGCUCAUACAAUUGCUAUUGGUGCGCCAAAUUGCCGAUCAGCAUCCAGCAAGCGAGUUCCCUGUUACCAUCAAUAUUGCGAACCCCGGCCUAUGUUGGUCUGAAUUGGGACGCGAGGCCACUGGCUGGGGAUUUUAUCUUGUCAGGCUUGUUCUGGCGCGCAGCACCGAGGUGGGAAGCAGAACUGUGUUUCACGGAGGUGCAUCAGGCGCUGAGACACACGGGAAGUAUCUGAACGACUGUAAGAUUGAGGAGCCUACCGCACCAGUAACAGGUGCCGCGGGGAAAGAGGGGCAGGAACGCAUUUCUGCUGAGGUGUUGAGAGCGAUCGACGCCAUCCAGCCGGGUGUGUCGAAGAAUUUCCUGAUCAAAUAG